UUUUCAAAAGCAAUAUUAUUGAAACAGCAAUAAGUUCAAUUUUUAUGAGAAUCAUCUCAUUUUCAUAAAUUCAAUCACUAAGAAUAUAAUUCGUUUAUUUUUCCUUCGGUACGGAUAGGAAGUUAUAUCGGGAGCAUGAAGAAUACAGUUUCCAAAAUGAAUAAAAAUUCGAAAACGGGUAAGGCUAAAACAGCGAAAUCUAAGAAACACGAGGAUGAUAUCGGUCAGCGUGCUUCCAAUGCAUUCAAAAAACAAUUGGAGGUGUUGGUUGAGUGGGCUAAAGCUGUCCCAGAAUUAUCAAAUGCGAAAUUAACAAAUGAUGUAACAAGAGCAAGAAUCAAGCAACUGUGGAUUAAAAUUCAGGGGCAGCUAAAUGAAAUGCCCAGUGGUACCGAAAAGACUGUAGAACAAUGGAAAAAAUCACUGCAUGACCGGGUAAGGAUGGUGAAAGCUAAAGUCACUGCAGUAAACAAAAGUUUGAAUAAAACUGGGGGUGGACCUGCAGAUCAUGUGGAUUUGACUCCAGAAGAGGAACAGACAUUGGCAGCCCUAGUGCCGAAAUUAUUAGUGACUGGCAAUAACGACAUUCUGGAAUCAGUUGCUAUUUUUUCUGAGAAUGAGGAGGAUGUGGAUGGAGCUGGUGCUGACGAGGUUGAUGCCACUGUUGAUGAUAAAGACGAUGAGAAUAAUGAUGAUGAGAAGAAAGUUUCUGUGGUGGACUUCAGUCAAGUCACUCCCUUGACACGUGAUUCUUAUGCUGAUGCCAAGUUGGACGAUUUAGAGAAACCUGAUGUCAAGGAAAUCGACACAAAAUCUGAUGCUGGAGGAUUAAUCUCAAAUCCUGAGGCUCCCCUGCCUAACAUUGAGGUCCUCAUGAUGGAGUUUGAGUCCUCCCUGUCAAAAGUUGAGCCCCGUGAGCCAAAAACAGAGUCAGUAGCUUGGAAUAGCCAGGAGCCUAUCCAACAGACCAAGCUGGAGGUACGGAAUGGAGGGGCUCUGAAUGUUAAAAAAGAUAAUCAUCUAACUGAGCUCAAUGCAGUUAAAAAGACAAAACCUCCAGGAUCUGUCAUUAAUCCUUUUAAAGUUACAGUGAAAACGGAAGAUGCAGCGUUUCCCAGCAAAAAGAGGUCAAUGGCAGUACACCGCCAAGAUGCAUCAUUGAGAAAUUCAGAGAACAUCCUGGCGUUGUUUAAUGAUGAAUUACAGAUGAAGAGAAAAUAUUUUGACCAGCAAUUAUACCAGGGUGCCAAAAAAGCUCGAGCUAUGAUCUUCCAGUCCGGAGUCCUGAGCAACAUCAGCAACAAGCUAUAUAAUCCGUGGUGAUUGUUCUUCGGAUUUUUUCUAUCAACAAAUUCUUUUUCUUUCUUAAUUGGUGGACUGGUAACCUGUCAAUAAAUGUUUCUUUUUCAUUCAUA
Messenger RNA from Diachasma alloeum, 1415 nucleotides. RefSeq lists its product as uncharacterized. The record is from RefSeq and is a predicted model, not a curated record. Bases 136 to 1323 code for a protein of 395 amino acids. Gene Ontology annotation, cellular component: nucleus. The transcript has 5 exons. NCBI's taxonomy places the organism in Eukaryota, Metazoa, Arthropoda, Insecta, Hymenoptera, Braconidae.